AUGGCGUCCUCUCCGCUGCUCGUGGCGCUUGUGAUGGUCUCGGCGUGCUUCCUGGCCGUAUCCGGCCAGAAGUUCAACGCCAUCUACAGCUUCGGCGACUCCAUGUCCGACACCGGCAACCUCUGCGUCAACGGGCCCCCCGCCGGCCUCACCCUCACCCAGCCCCCCUACGGCGAGACCUUCUUCGGCCGCGCCACCUGCCGCUGCUCCGACGGCCGCCUCGUCGUCGACUUCCUCGCCGAGAAGUUCGGGCUGCCGCUGCUGAAGCCGUCGAAGCAGGGCGGCGCGAACUUCAAGCAGGGCGCCAACAUGGCCAUCAUCGGCGCCACCGCCAUGGGCUCCAGCUUCUUCCAGUCACUCGGCGUCGGCGACAAGAUCUGGAACAACGGGCCCCUCGACAGCCAGAUCCAGUGGUUCCAGAACCUCCUCCCCUCCGUCUGCGGCUCAUCGUGCAAGACGUACCUGUCCAAGUCCCUGUUCGUGCUGGGCGAGCUGGGCGGGAACGACUACAACGCGCAGCUCUUCGGCGGCUACACGCCGGAGCAGGCGGCCGGGCAGAGCCCCACCAUCGUGGACGCCAUCGGCGCCGGCGCCGAGAAGCUCAUCGGGCUGGGCGCCAUGUACGUCGUUAUCCCCGGGGUGCUCCCCGUCGGCUGCUUCCCCAUCUACCUCACGCUCUACCAGACCUCCAACGCCGGCGACUACGACCAGUACGGCUGCCUCAAGCGGUUCAACGCGCUGUCGGCCCGACACAACUCGCUGCUCCAGAGCAAGGUGAGCAGCCUGCAGAGCAAGUACCCCUACGCCAAGAUCAUGUACGCCGACUUCUACUCCCACGUCUUCGACAUGGUCAAGAGCCCCACCAGCUACGGUACAGCUGAGUGUUUGUUUGCUUGUACAGGGUUCAGCACGAACCUGAGGGCGUGCUGCGGCGCCGGCGGCGGCAAGUACAACUACCAGAACGGCGCCAGGUGCGGCAUGUCCGGCGCGUCGGCGUGCGGCAACCCGUCGUCGUCGCUGAGCUGGGACGGGAUCCACCUGACGGAGGCGGCCUACAAGAAGAUUGCCGACGGCUGGGUCAACGGGCCCUACUGCCACCCGGCCAUCCUCUCCUAG
Molecule: messenger RNA, 1116 nt
Organism: Triticum turgidum subsp. durum (durum wheat)
Lineage: Eukaryota; Viridiplantae; Streptophyta; Magnoliopsida; Poales; Poaceae
Source: the annotation of a GenBank genome assembly